Molecule: messenger RNA, 2032 nt
Organism: Cariama cristata (Red-legged seriema)
Lineage: Eukaryota; Metazoa; Chordata; Aves; Cariamiformes; Cariamidae
Gene: MISP
Product: mitotic spindle positioning
Exons: 2
Source: RefSeq, a predicted model, not a curated record
AUGGACAGAGUCACCAGGCACCUGGUCUUCCAGCACCCGCAGACCUCGCUCAAGCAAGAUUAUCACGAUGCUUACCAAGCUGGCUCGUUUGCAGAGCAGAGGGCUGACAGCGACGACGACGUGUUUGGCUCUGCUCAACACGGCAGCCAGAGUGUGGAAAACGGCUAUGGCUGGAAAACGAGGUCCAAGUCACCCUCGUAUUUCCUGGAUGGUGGAAAGGAUGUUUGGACCCCGUCUCCGGACAGGGAGUCCAAGCUGGAGGUGGUGAGGUCGGGAAGCCUGUACGACCUCAGGGCUUACAGAGGCGAGAGGAAACCCUCGAAGCUUUACGAUGAGGAUGAGCAGGAAGAGUACAGGGUCCCUCCACCAAACAUCUCACCCCAGAAAGCCAAGGAGCUUCAGGACGAGAGGAGGGAGGUCAUCCAGAGCCAGGUGGUGAGGAAGAGCUCCACCGUGGCCGAGAGGUGGAGUUCCAUGGAUGAGCUGAGCUCCAUAAACACCGGCACGGGCAGCCAGGGUGAAGGCAGGCACCCGGGCAGCUUCGCCAUUUGCUUUGACAAGCCUUCCUCGGGGAGGGCAGCAACGCCUGUUGACCCUGAAAAUAUUGACACGGAGCAGAUCAACUUCUCUGCUGCUCGGCAGCAGUUCCUGAUGCUGGAGAAGACCAACCCGGGCUCUUUUUUCAGCCCAGGGCAACAGGCCAUGUCUCCAAAGCCAGAGUCGAUGACAAAAGUCUCUAGGCAAGAGUGGCAUAGUCCUGAGAUGGCCACGAAGGCCGCAAGAGGUUACGGUAAUGCCAGUGCAUCCAGCCAGAGCAGGACGGACAAGACCGUGUAUCAGGUUUAUAGUGUGUCCUACAAGACACCUGUGAAGGAGGAGUGCUAUGCUCCCAGAAGGGCUGAUACUGAAAAAUCGUAUCCCACCGGGAAAACGUUCAGCUUGACUCAAGCAUCUUCCAGAGAGGACCUGGACUCCGGCUUGGGUGAGAUGUAUAACGAAGCCAGUGCAGGCUACACCAGCGACGGAAGCACAUCCACCGAGAUCUUCAGCGGCCUUGUGGAUCUGGGGGCCACCAGCAGUGGUCUGGACAAGGAGACCAAGAUCAGCAACGAGACGCCCAUCGAGCGGGAGAUCCGCAUGGCGAUGGAGAGGGAGGAGAACCUCUGGAAGGAGAGGGGGAUCCAGCGGCUGACCUCCAGCAGGGAGCUGCGGGUGGAGAUCCAGACCAAGCCUCUCCUCUCCAUGCACGUCUCUCCUGGCCCAGGCAGGAAAGGGAAGGACAAAGGCCGCGCUUCCCUUUACGUCCAGAGGGAAAUUGAGCAGGAAACCAAGCGCGAGGAAGAUCUGAAGAAGGAAGGGAGGCUGCUGGGGACGUAUGACAGGGGGACGCAGCAGGAGCUGGACGAGCGCAGGAGGGUGUUUGAGCAGGAGGAAGCCCCCCCGCAGAAGCCCACCCCCACGAGGAAGGCGGACGAGCGUAGGAGCUGGGUUAAUGAGCUUGCGGCAGAGCAGCCCACGAGCCACGGCCCUGCAGAAGACACCAGGGGUGGCAGAAGCUUUCCCAGCUACGCAGCGAGCACCACGCACUUCCAGGCGUCCCAACCGCGCUUCGCCGCCAGCGAGAAGAGCUGGGAGCAGCCCCCGGUGUCCCAGCGCGUUUCCGCCAGAGCCAGCAAAUGGGGGAGCGAGGAUUCCCAGGGAGGAAGGCUUCCCGGCUCCACCCUGAGCCCUGUCGGCACCGCUGUCCUGCCCAGAAAGUAUUUCUCCUUCUCCUUCUGGAAGCCCGAGGUCUCCUUCGUGGACGACAUGGGGACGCAGAACCCGCUGCGGAGGGAGGAUGGCCGGGAGGAGCAGUACAAGCUGAGGACCUGGAAGCCCCACACGCUGGCGCUGAUUGAGAAGGAGAUCCGGAGCGACUUGCAGAGGGAAGAGGAGCUGCAGGAGCAGCGGCGGCGGCAGCUGAUAGACGGCUACUCCGUGGUCAGCAGUGACGGCGUUCCCCAGGAGGGCUCCCGCUCGCGGCACAGCUCCG